Engraulis encrasicolus (European anchovy) is the source of this 5577-nucleotide messenger RNA. It is a transcript of the gene tmem245, whose product is annotated as transmembrane protein 245. The record is from RefSeq and is a predicted model, not a curated record. NCBI's taxonomy places the organism in Eukaryota, Metazoa, Chordata, Actinopteri, Clupeiformes, Engraulidae. The transcript has 19 exons. Bases 26 to 2746 code for a protein of 906 amino acids.
GUAGUCGUACAACAUUAGUACGAACAUGGCCGACGCGGAGGGCUCCAGCCAAGAGGAGCCAGCCGUCGCUGAAGCUACGACGGCUGAAACACCGCUCUCAGCCCGACCGCGAUAUGUCUCGUUUAGUGAAUCGAUGCAACCUGCAGUUGGUAUGGUCAGCCAACUGUUUGGCCAGCCAACUUCGCUUAAAUUUGACAAGAACAUCAAACAGGCCUUCUAUAACACCGGGGCGAUGAUUUUCGUGGCGAGCUGUUGCGGCGCAGCGGUUUUAGUUUACUUUAUCCUGGAGGCGUUUCUCCGACCCCUGCUUUGGGCUGUGCUGUGCGGGACAUUUCUGCACCCGUUCAAGUACUCUCUUGCCCGUCUCUGCCGCUCCUGGCUCAAUGGACUUCAGGAGACGGGAACCCCGGUGGUGUUGGGGACCUUAUUAGUUCCGGUGUGGUGUGUGAACUAUGUUAUUGACAUGCUGGGCACACUGGUGUUAGAGCGCUUGAAAGUACUCAUGCUAGUGUUUGCUGGAGCCCCUUUACUCUACGGACUUUACCUCUCUUGGAGUCUAGUUGGCAUGCAAGUGGUUCUCGCGUACGUCUGGACUGCCAUCUCACUUGCGCUGGAUUGCUUCAGCGCUGUUUGGGUGGGUACUUUGGUGAUCGGCUAUGUCUUGGCGGUCAUCUUCAAGUGGACUCCAGGGAUGGAGGGUUACCUGCGAGCCAUGUCUGUCCCAGUAUGGACUGUCCUCAUAUUUUACCUAGUUUCUCUGGCGGGCUCCUGGAGGGUUCCCAUGUUUGUCAUCGCUGUUGUCCUUCUCCUCAUCGGAACCCAGGAGAAGCAGCCCACACCAGGUGGAACCAAGCAUGAAAAUCAGUUGUCGGGGCAGGUGUUGUCUUUUGCAGCCAGCACCAUUUACAUGGCCAUCUCCUGCAGCACUCACGGACAGCCCAAAGUGGAGCAGCAGAGGAGCGACACUGCACCGUCCCAAGACUCGGUGGAUGGUGCUGGACCAAGUGCUGGUGGUGGUGGCGGUGGUGGUGGUGUGCAGCGUGUCCAGCGGCCCGUGCGGCCCCAGCUGGGAGCCAUGCAGCAGAAGAAGAGGGCCAGUGACAUCUACUUCGUGAUGCUGGGAUGGGCCUUCAUCAUUGUGCAGAUCUUCCUCAACCUGUGGAUUAUACAGCUGCUCCCCAUACCUGUAGCUGUGUGGCUUCUGAAAAAGGCCAUAGUGCACUUUGGGUUGAAGGGCUUCGCCGAGCGAGCCCUAUGGUCCUGGUGGGGGAGACUGCAGCAGUUCGUCGGCGAGAGACAGGAAGUGCUUCUGCCCGGACCAAUCAGAGGCCUCUCUCGCUUCCUGCUUCGUAUCGACACAAAGCUCUGGCAUUGGCUUAAUCAGCAGAUCAUCGUGUGGCUGGAGAGUUCCCUGGACAAGCUCAUCAGCAUCUUGAUCAUCUUCCUGCUGGUGACGGGGACUCUGAUCAUGGCAGUGCUGCUCACAUCAAUGGUCCACCAUGAGAGCGUACACAUCAUCGAGGUCACCAGUAACCUGAUUAACGAAACCGUGUCCAACCAUCCUGAGUGGGCGAACUGGCUUCCAGAGGCGCGCGUGGUCCAAAAUGCAUUAAACUCAGCCGCAACCAAUGUCUACCAACACGGUCGAGAAUGGAUAACACACAAGCUCCACAAAAUGUUAGGUGACAAGGUCAACCACACAGCUGUCAUUGAGAAACAGGUUCUGGAACUAUGGGACAGACUGUACCAGACUUGGUUUGUAAAGAAUAUGACACACCAUGGCCGCCACCACCGGGGCCACAACGGGCACGAGCAGAUGACAGUUGCUCCUCCUUCACAAAAUGCGACACAGCAUGGCCGCCCCCACCGGGGCCACAAGUGGCACAUCCAGAGACAGGGCAGCUGGCUGGGGGACAUCCUCGACUGGCAAGACCUCGCCUCCUUCCUGCAAGAGAACAUCGAGACCCUCAUUUCGAUUCUGGAGUCACUGUGGAUCGUGAUGAGUCGGAACCUUGGCCUCCUCAUCUCCACGGCAACCACUCUGUUUACAGUCCUCUUCCACAGCGGGACGGCCUUACUCAACUUUGUCCUGUCCUUGGUGAUUUUCCUCACCACUCUGUUCUAUCUGCUGAGUUCCAGUGGGGAGUACUAUAAGCCAGUCAAGUGGGUGAUCAGCCUCACCCCGCUGUCACAGCCCGGGCCAUCCUCCAACAUCAUCGGCCAAUCAGUGGAGGAAGCCAUUAGGGGGGUGUUCGAUGCUUCGUUGAAAAUGGCGGGCUUCUACGGCCUCUACACUUGGCUCACUCACACCAUCUUUGGCAUCAACAUCGUCUUCAUCCCGUCAGCCAUGGCUGCCAUCCUGGGUGCGGUGCCGUUCCUGGGGACGUACUGGGCGGCGUUGCCUGCGGUGCUGGACCUGUGGCUGGCGCAGGGCGAGGGCUUCAAGGCCCUGCUGCUGCUGCUCAUACACCUGGUGCCCACCUACUGCGUGGACACCGCCAUCUACUCCGACAUAUCUGGGGGAGGCCACCCGUACCUGACGGGCCUGGCGGUGGCGGGCGGGGCCUACUACCUGGGGCUGGAGGGGGCCAUCAUCGGGCCCAUCCUGCUCUGCAUCCUGGUGGUGGCCGCCAACAUCUACAGCGCCAUGCUCAUGAGCCCCAGCAGCACCCAGGCCACGCCUGUACAGGCCUUCCAGAGACCCUUCAUGGACACCCCCAUGGUACUGAAGGAAGGGAGUGAGUGAAGAAACGGACAAUGCGCCUACAGUGUGCCUGUGGUCAUCUCUGUCUCUGUCACACACACACACACACACACACACACACACACACACACACACACACACACACACACACACACACACACACACACACACACACACACACACACACACACACACACACACACACACACACACAGGUCAAUGUGACGUACAGUACAGUACCAUCCCUGAGACGGGGCUUCCAUGUUAUUCAAGCAGGGGCUGCUACCAUGGCCAUGCUGUACAUGUGUGUGGCUACUACAGUACAAUGGUGGCACAGACAACGUAGACAUGCUCUGCACCAGUUCUUAAUUACGUCAGAGGUCUCUGUGAAGAAAGCAGUCUUAUUUUUACCAAGUGAAUGUUUUGUCCGAGUUGUCUUUCUCGCUAAAAAAAGAGCCACAGAGCAUCAACUUAAGGCUGACAUCGGCUUAGCUGUUAUAAGCUAACACCAGCCGCCCUAACAAGGCUUAGAUUGAACUUCAACUAGCAACUCUAAUGCUAAACACGCACUUGACUGGCUAGCGCGCUAGCUGCUGUUAGCCACAUAAUAUGCAAUGAGGCAGCAUUAUUUACCAAAAAAGAGCUCUUGGUAAGACGCCAAACUAAGUUGACAUACUACAAUAAUACAAAUGUUGAGUAAUAUGGUUCUCCGGUAACCAUAAAGAUAUAUCAUCUUUAGCAGAAGGGCCAGGUCCUGUAUAUCGAAUACCUCCUCUGUCCAAAUACUGACUCAGUGCUUAGAAAAAAAACGAUGGCAGUGAAAUAGCUGCACUAAACCUCAACUGGCACAGCAACCGAGUGCCAUUUGAAAUAUCGCUAGCGCAAGCUACUUUGUAAUGACCUUAUUUAUUUUUUGGGUCGGUGUGUAAUAGCACAGAGGAACAUGAGUUACACUCUAAAAUGGCUCAACCAAUCAAGUUUGUCCUUGUUAGGGCAUAUAUGAUUAGUGAUUCUUAUCAUUUGUUAUUUUUUUCUGUCAGAUAUGGUUUAAACGGUUUCCUUCAAAUAAAACGGUUGCUGGCGCUGGCUGGUGCUGCUAGGAAACCAGGAGCCCAGGGAUCAGACUAGGACACUCUAUGCAUCUUAGUCGACUGUCUUGCUCUUUUGGGAAAGCUAAUGUCUUAUCUGUGAAUACUGCCUGUUUGUGCUGAAGCACGAGGGGCAACUAGGUCUUGGCCUGUCUGGUGCCUGGCAGGCCUGAAUUGUCGCUACACUCUCUCACACAAAUGCAUAAAACACACUCUCAUUUUGUUUACACACAUAUCAUAGAACUUUGGCAGUUUUGAGUGAUGGCCUUUUGUUACAAGCUUUAUUGUAAAAUGAAUGGCACACAGAAAUACAUACUGUAAGGUUGUCACUGAAACGCGUGCCGUGCACACAUCCAUGGUAUCUAUCUACCAUGCUGUGUACUCCAUAACCGUUUUCAGUGAGGGCCUUUUUUGUUGAACACACAUUCAUGGCUGCAGCUCAGCUGCCAUGUUGUGCACUUUAGAAAGGCUGUCUCAAUGUGCAAUGUUUACUGUUUGUGACAGUAGAGUGGUUUUGUAUUGGUUAAGUUAAGUAUUACUAUGUGCUCUACACGUUUAGAGAUGCCUUGUUUGCUUUUAAGAUGCACAAGAGCCCCUAAUGCAGUGAAUUAAAUGGGCCAACCCUCUUCCUCUCAGAGGCCAAUGAAGCUCAGUCCUGUGGUUACUUUGGGCCAGGACAGUCGCAGUUACAUCUAGAAAGGAUAAUAAUUGGCUUUAGUGAAGCUUUAUGCACAGAGGUUAAGGAAUAUACAACUGUUUUGUUAAUAUCCCAUUAAUAAACAGUUUGAUUUUGCUCUUUAGAGACAUUGCCAUUGCUUAGUCUGCCUUUAAUUUGAACACAUAUAGUGCUUGCCACCUUUUGUUGCCCUGUGAAACCCAAAUUGGGAGAAGGUUGUCUGCCUACAGGGUAUAUGCCCGACACUCUGGACGUGUAGCGGGCACAUGCACAUGCAUAAACAUACUUAGAACAUGGUGAAAAUUUCACAUUGAAGUGACACUUUGACGCCACAACAGCCAGUGGCACCAGCAUCCUGAUCUGCCCUGCCUUCCACUCACUUCUUAAAGGGACAGCCAGGCUGUUUGAUACGUUUUUUUACGGUUAAAACGGUUGAUAAAAAAAUGGAAUCAAACUCAAUUUGAAUCAAUAUCCAAAUGUUGCAGAAGCACAUAAGAUAUGAGCAUGAAUCAUUCACUCAGAUCGCACGAGUUAACAUUCAUCUGGUCCAAUCUAACUCAAUCAGGUAUGUUUAUGCUCAGUGAUGCCACCAGAUCUGAGAUCAAUGGGAUGAACAGGAUAAAACAGACACAGUUUAACUUGAUGGGCGUUGGUAACAAAGGGAGCCUUUUCCCCUAAAAAAAUGCAUUUUUUUCCGUAAGAAAAACAGAACACUCCUGUCUCCUUGCUGUGUUAAAGAGAUUUUGAAUGUGAAGCAGGGAAUAGGCCAAGCCUUUUUUUCAUUCACCUUGGAUUUAUGAAACUGUAAGGCUUUAACAUGUUAGACAUCUUUAAAUAUGCAUAGGUAUUUUUCCCUUGUCCCUAUAUAUGUCCAUUUUACAAGCACUUUGGAAUUAAGACAUAUUUGAAGAACCUGCUACUUUUUACACCAAAUAAGAAUAAUAUUUACAUUUUAUUUUACACAAUUUUUAAGAUUUUAUUUCUAACUUUCUGUAGACACAAAACUACUGUUAUAUUGUUAAUAUUAUUUCCUAGUAUUUUUUUUUUUUGUUCCAUAUUCUGUUGUCAUGUUUUCUACCAACAUUCACAUUAAAGAAUUGAAAUGCUGA